AAAUUCUAUUUCUAGUGGAAUCUGCUCUGUUAUGAUUUAAUUGGCUCGUUUCAUUGCCAUAGCGCCAGGAAGUUGCUGGAAUUUGAGCGACAACAGUAACGUUAGCUAGCAACUGUUACAGUUGGUUUUGUUUAUUUAUUUGGGGUUAGCGAUAACAUUUAAGCAAUGGUUAAAUCAUUGAAUGAAUAGUUAAAUCACAUGGGGGUUAUUGGUAGUCCGUUAAAGUAAAGGUUGAACUGUUCGUUGUGUGUCUUUGUAUUCCUUAAGCUAGCCAGCACGUUUGCUAAUAAUGCUAGGGUCAGGUGAUUAUCAAAUUAUUAAUUGAAGAGUUUAUUGGCGCGGAAAUCAACUAAAUUUGCAGUACUAUGGAGGACAGCACCACGGAACUCGAAAGACCCGGUUGCUUGAGUGUCGGUCAGCAGUCAGAAGAGGCGACACCAACCCAUGGUAGCCGCCAGAACAGGGUCGACAACGAUGGUUCGAAAGACCACAAUGGGACAUCCAAUAAUGUUGACUCGGAUUCAGAGGAUGAGCCUGAACUCCCUCUUAAUCAAUUUUACUCUUACAUCCGCUGUACUCUCUGCUGCGGAAUCCUCAUUGAUUCCACCACCAUAACAGAGUGUCUGCACACUUUUUGUAAAAGCUGCAUAGUGAAACACUUCUUCUACAGCAACAGGUGUCCCAAUUGCAGCAUUGUAGUCCACCAGACACAACCAUUGUACAACAUAAAACCUGACAGACAGUUGCAAGAUAUUGUUUACAAGAUGCUGCCACAUCUGGAAGAAAUGGAGAGAGCAAGGAUGAUUGAUUUUUACAAACAGAGAGGACUGGAGGUGCCUAAACCAGUGAUGGCGUCCCCUGCGGUCCCUGUGCUGAAGAACCAGAAGCAGAGGAGGGCAUUGCUGCCCCAGUCUGUCUUCGCCAUCCCUCCUGAACUGGACGUGUCACUGCAGCUGGAGUUUUUGGGCGCGGAAGAAGGCAUAGACGGCUAUAAGCCUUUGGAGAGGCGGUAUGUGCGAGUAUCGGGGGAUGCCACUGUCCGCCAUGUGGCGCUCUUCAUCAGGAGGAAGAUGGCGCUGAGUCCCAACUGCCAGGUGGAUGUUGUGUGUGGGGACCACCUCCUGGACUGUUACCAGUCGCUACGAGAGGUUCAGAGCUCCAUGGGAGAUAACGCUCUACAGGAUGGUCUUUUGAUUCUCCACUUUGGACUGGUGCUGGCUGCUCACAUGUGAGAAGGGGGAAGAAAGGAGGAUGGAUGUGAUCCUGAUAUUAACCCUGACCCUCGGGGAACCACUGUCUUCAUUCUGUUACUAAUGCCUAACAGAAUCAAGUCUUCUACUCUCUGCCACUUAUACCUGACAGUUAACAGUGAAUUGCUGAAUCCAGGGCCCAGAAACCUUCUGGUUUGGAUUAGGUUAUAGUUUAGGUUAUAGUUUCAGCCGUCUGAAAUCACAGUCUCCAAGACUGUGAUUUCAGAGGGCUGAAAGACUAAAAGGCCCUGUCAUGCUACUGAUAGCAAAAGCUUAUGUUUUUGCUACACUUUGAGUUGAAUGUACACCGUGUUGUUGUUUUUUGUGACCAACUUUUGUAGCAGUCCCCCUUCCAUCCAUCCCCCGAGUCUCUAUUUAGACCAAAGUAUAAAUGCAUAUACAGUGCCUUCGGAGAGUAUUCAGACCCCUUGACUUUUUCCACAUUUUGUUACGUUAUAGCC
Salmo salar (Atlantic salmon) is the source of this 1711-nucleotide messenger RNA. RefSeq names its product polycomb group RING finger protein 6. NCBI's taxonomy places the organism in Eukaryota, Metazoa, Chordata, Actinopteri, Salmoniformes, Salmonidae. The record is from RefSeq and is a predicted model, not a curated record.